GAGGCUCGUGUUUUCCACUUACCAAAACCCAUCUCAUUCUCUCCACGGGCGUUUCAUUACCUCUCUUCAUUUCUCACCGCGAAUACAGAGGAGAUAUUUUCCUCGCGCGUUCGUUUCCACUCGGCCGCUAUUAGAGAGAGAAUCCCGGGUUUGAUUUGUGGAAAUUUUGGGUUAGGGUUUCGAUCGAUGACGAUCGAAAUCCCUUGAACCAGGUAUUCAAAUUUGCUAAUUUUUCCAUCAGGGAUGGCUCUCUGACUUAUCAAGAACACAAUAAUUAGAUGUGUUGAGAGUUAUGAGAUUUUUGUUCUUAUAUUGUGGUGCUGUGCCUUUUCUUCACAAGAGUAAUUGUCUUUUGGUAGAAGAAUUGCUUUGUUUAUGAGGGUAAGAUGCCAUCGACAUUUUUUUCAAGGCUAAACGCUGCCUUCCGAUCGGGAGCCCAUAAACCAAUCCUAGGGCUGCAGAAUCCAGUAGAAUUUCAACUCGGGCGAGGAAGGCUGUUUGAGAACUCCAAAGUAUCUGAUUUUGCGCUGUUUUCAACUGUCAGUGACGUGGGUUUAUUUUCAGAAUUUACUUCAAAUUUAGCUAGAUCAGACUCUACUGCAGUCGACAAACGGGGGACGCUAUCAAUUGUUGGAGUGCUUUCUCGUGCACUUGCGAUUCCUUCAGUGUCUGCCCCUUGUCAGGUUUGUGUAUAUCACAUUGAUCGGCAAUUCUUGGAUCCCCACCGGAAUUCAUUUGGCAGUCGGUUUCAGAGGAAGUUCAUGGCUGUUUGUGGUUCUUUGUUGGGAAGAACUGAAUUGGGCACUCCGCAGCUGGAAAAUUUAAGUUUGGAGAGCGGACAACCUUCAAACCUUGUGACCCGAUCUGAUGUUUCUUGCAUCAAUAAAAGUCGUGAUUAUUGCAGAAAAGCAAGCAUGAGUUUGGGAAAUCGAGAACUGUGGGGUAAUAGUCUGGUUUAUGGGUAUUACUUGUUUGAUGUAACCAGGAGGAGUUGGAAGACCAAUCCAUUUGUUGCGCCAGGAGCCAGGGAUGUUCACAGUUCGUGUUCUGCCCCAUUUUCUGCUGGGGCAGCUCCUAAUAUGUCAUUUGAUGGCUCCAUACGGGAAGAUCAGAAUGACAAUCCUGUUGUUUCUUCUGACCAGAAAGUUCUAGGUGACAGAGCCUUGAAACUGUUUUCGGGAUCAUGUUACCUACCACACCCAGAUAAAGAAGAAACUGGUGGGGAGGAUGCACACUUCAUAUGUAUUGAUGAGCAAGCCAUUGGUGUGGCUGAUGGUGUUGGUGGCUGGGCAGAUCUGGGCAUUGAUUCUGGACAAUAUGCUCGAGAGCUCAUGUCUCAUUCAGUAAACGCAAUUCAAGAGGAGCCCAAGGGUUCCAUCGAUCCUGCAAGGGUAUUGGAAAAAGCAUAUCUGAGCACAAAAUCCAAGGGAUCCUCAACAGCCUGCAUUGUAGCACUCACUGACCAGCAGGGCCUUCAUGCUGUCAACCUUGGUGACAGUGGUUUUCUUGUUGUUAGAGAAGGAUGCACCAUCUUUCGCUCUCCCGUCCAACAGCAUGACUUCAAUUUCACAUAUCAACUUGCCAGCGGCAGUGAAAGUGAUCCUCCGAGCGCUGGCCAGAUAUUCACCAUUCCUGUCGCACCGGGGGAUGUCAUCAUUGCGGGUACGGAUGGAUUGUUCGACAACUUGUAUAACAAUGAGGUGACUGCUGUUGUCGUCCAUGCUGUUCGAGCAGGCUUGGGGCCGCAGGUGACGGCACAAAAGAUCGCCGCCCUUGCACGCCAGAGAGCGCAGGAUAAGGAUCGUCAAACGCCAUUCUCGACUGCAGCCCAAGAUGCAGGGUACCGUUACUAUGGCGGCAAACUCGACGACAUUACUGUUGUUGUCUCCUACAUCACCAGCAGCUCCACGGCAUGAUUUCUGUCUUUUGCCAUCACUUUCUCCUUACUGCUCAUGUCUAUGUAAAGUUUUCAAUUUUAGAAAGUAUAUAGAAUGCAGUGGGGUAGAGCUUUUUCUUGCUACUCGUAGUCCCUCAAUGUCAGAUGUAAUAGGAUGGGUCCCUUCCAUGUAUAGAAUUGGAGCUUUUGGAGUGUGAUUUUUUCUUUUUCCUUUUUGAAAAAAUUGGAACAGCAAAUGCAUUUUGACAAUUUAGGAGGCUUUUUGCCAUUAAUCUAAAGAAAAGAUUGUUCUA
This is a messenger RNA of Magnolia sinica, 2190 nucleotides long. Its product is annotated as probable protein phosphatase 2C 55. NCBI's taxonomy places the organism in Eukaryota, Viridiplantae, Streptophyta, Magnoliopsida, Magnoliales, Magnoliaceae. The record is from RefSeq and is a predicted model, not a curated record. The transcript has 5 exons. Bases 387 to 1916 code for a protein of 509 amino acids.